AUGGAUCGACCGCCUUCGAGGUCGCGAGCUCCCAUGAGCAUGGAGGCCCUGCUUGAUGAAGAGAACAGAGAAGUCCUAGCUGCCCUUGAUCGAAAACGACCCUCCAGUCCCGUUCCCAGGUUCAAACCCCCCAGGACCGCCACCCCGCCGCCUGUCCGCAGCAUGCUCGACGUGGAUUCUCCGACUCCUCGACAUGGCUCCAUAGCGGGCAUCGGGGUUGGGGUCACGAGCCCAGAUCCAUCCAGAAAGUCUGCCAAAGAAUUGGAUCCUUCUGAUCCCAGUAGCUGGACCUCACCUCAUUCCAGCAAACCGAGCUCCCCCGUUCUCACCAAGACCUCUCCAGUGACCACGAGACAACGGCACUCAUCAGAGUCUGAGCGGCCGGUGGGGUUGCCAAAGAUACAAGCGGACGGGAAGCGAGGAUUUGAGCAAAACUAUCAGUUCGAUAUCUCCUCAAUACCUUCAUCCUCAUCUGCAUCGCGAUCCGCCCCAGAUAAUAAGAGGCCACGUGAGGGUUCGGGUUCCGCCAUGGCUGCUGCAUUGGCAGGGGAUCUCGCUUCCCUUCAUGUAGGCAUCGCAGGAGGGGGACAGGGAAGACACAAUUCCACCGUGGCCGCGGGUGCUAGUUCAAGAUCUCCAUCCUCGCGCAUUCGAAAGCCUGAACCCCCAAAAGCAGGAUUCCUCAGCCCCACCAGCCCACCAGGUGCCUUGACGACGAAAUCCGGAACUGUUGUGGACGAUCAGGCACACCUUCGGCUGUCGUCAGGUAGCUUCUCAACCGCGACCGAAGAUUCAGAAGAAGGAUUUGAUCGUUUCACCAAGGACCGCCUUGCGGACGACGAGGAUGCUGUGGAUGACAGUGAUGAGGAUGUCAUGUCUCCCAGUAGCGAUGAAGACGAGACUAGGGGUCGGUCUGAACGACGAAAACUGUCAGCCACCGAUGAAGUGGUCGACGCAAAGUCCCCUGGUACGAAUGGUGCUUCGUCAUCCCCAGAUGUCAAGAGACCCUCUCACUCGCAGCAAUUUGUCAGGUCGUUACUUGAACCAUCCAUUUCCAUCACUAGUCCCGCUGGGGAAAACGUGACAGACCAGAAAGGCGGUACAAGCACACCUAUUAGGCGUUCGUCUGUGACGUCGGCAGAGGAUGAGGAUGAUGAUGAAGCUGCUAUCAGGAAGGCCAAAACUCUGGCGUUGAACAUAUCACCGCUCGACACCACAGUGGCCGACCGGCAUGUGCGCAUUAUUCUGCGCGGAAACUGGGCCCAUUUCUACCAAGAGUCGGAGGUCGGCAAAAGAACGGCAAGACUCUACCUACUUUGCACCGAUCAAAGCGUCGAAGCAAGCUAUGCUAUGGAAUGGGUUGUGGGCACCAUGAUGAGGGACGGGGAUACUCUCCUUGCUAUCUACGCGAUAGAGGAUGAAAGUUCAGGGAAGGCCACCGAAGCCGAGAGAGAAGUCCUGACAGCCGAAGGCAGCAAGGCUGGAAAGGACGCUUCACACGUCAUGCAGGCUCUGACCCGCCAGACAACCCAGGGAGGUGGCACAAGUUUCGGACUAGGAAAGGAAGCACAGUAUAUUCCAGCGACCGAAGUCGAGAGUCUGACUGGUAGCGUCGACGCAAGAAAAGUCUCCAAGAAAGAAAUGGAGCGUCUAAAGGCUGUUGAGGGCCUGACACAGGAUUUUGUCAAGUUGGUCCGCAAAACGCCACUGCAAGUGAGGUGCAUGGUCGAGGUCAUACAUUGCAAGAGUCCCAAACAUUUGAUUCUUGGAGCGAUUGACGAGCUUGACCCUACUCUCUGCGUUGUGGGCACACGUGGCCGCAGUUCUCUUAAAGGCGUCCUCCUUGGUUCCUUCUCCAACUAUCUCGUCACCAAGUCCUCGGUGCCAGUCAUGGUUGCACGUAAGAAAAUGAAGAAAACACACUCAAACGUGCGCAUCAGCAGCUCCAAAAUCCGUCUAUCCAACAAUUUGAUGGCCAGCCAUCUGCCCCUCAAACGAAAAAGCUUGCAACAGGCGAGAAUUGAUUAG
Fonsecaea multimorphosa CBS 102226 is the source of this 2028-nucleotide messenger RNA. RefSeq lists its product as uncharacterized. Bases 1 to 2028 code for a protein of 675 amino acids. Lineage: Eukaryota; Fungi; Ascomycota; Eurotiomycetes; Chaetothyriales; Herpotrichiellaceae. The transcript is spliced from 2 exons. The record is from RefSeq and is a predicted model, not a curated record.